UUUCAGAAUUCAUGGCUCCAGAGAAGCGCGUCCUUGUCAAUGUAGUUUUCAAUAGUGGUUGGAUGACUGGGAUGUGUAUUUUACCUUUGGCCGCAUAUUUGACCAGAAGUUGGGUUCUAUUGGGCAUCUUCAGUUCCAUUUGCACUGCAUCAGUUUUACUCUUUUGGAAGUAUGUUCCUGAAUCCGCAAGUUGGCUAGUAUCUCAAGAUAGAUAUAGUGACGCAACUAAUGUAAUGAUGCUAAUUGGAAAAAGAAAUGGAAAAAACAUUGAGGAAAAAACUUUAUCAAUGAAACUAAAGAAUACCAAAGAAGAAGAAGCGAAAGAGGACAAAAGUUUCUUCUCCUUCAUGUUGAAACAUCCUAGAUUGAGAAAGCAUUUCCUAAUCCUCACCUUCAGUUGGACAGCCAACACACUGGCUUACUUGGGAUUCCAAUAUAAUGUGGUCCACUUAGCAGGUAAUGUAUUCGUGAACUAUUUUCUCCUGUCUCUAGUGGAGGCACCUGGAAAUGCCCUCUUCUGGUAUUCCAUGGAGAAGAUAGGAAGAAGGUGGAGUGCCACCAUUGGAUUUUUCACCAUCGCCCUCUGCUGUCUCCUACCUCUAUCGGGCGUGGAGUAUUCUGAUGUAGCCAGUUCAAUUAUAGGAAAGUUAAUCACUUCUGGACUCUUUAUGAAUGUUGACCAGCAAGGUUGCGAACUCUUUCCUACCGUUGCCAGAUCCUUGGGAGUCGGAACUGGAAAAUCUAUAUCCAUGAUUAUCGUCCUAUUCACACCAUUUGUGGCAUAUCUUAGCAACUAUGGGAAGAUCAUCCCAUUCCUUAUCAUAGGAUCGGUGUGUCUGUUGGCCUCCGUCCUUUCCUCCUUCCUUCCAGAAACACUGAGUAAGAACUUACCUCAAAGUUACUCGGAUGCAGAAAACUUUGGAUUGGAUCAAGAGUACUUCUCUUUCAACAGGAAAAAGAAACCUGUUCCGGAAGCGACUGUAUACGCCAUAGAAGUUAAAGAUCCAAACAUUAUAUACAGCAUCCGGUUAUGAAGAAUGUCUGUAGAAUAUUCUAUCAUUAUCUCUAAUUCAUUUUUUUUCCAUUUAAUCAUGUAUAAUAAAAAUUAUUUUCACA
This is a messenger RNA of Parasteatoda tepidariorum (common house spider), 1116 nucleotides long. RefSeq names its product organic cation transporter 1. The record is from RefSeq and is a predicted model, not a curated record. Gene Ontology annotation, biological process: transmembrane transport. Gene Ontology annotation, cellular component: membrane. Gene Ontology annotation, molecular function: transmembrane transporter activity. NCBI's taxonomy places the organism in Eukaryota, Metazoa, Arthropoda, Arachnida, Araneae, Theridiidae.